Molecule: messenger RNA, 1480 nt
Organism: Heterocephalus glaber (naked mole-rat)
Lineage: Eukaryota; Metazoa; Chordata; Mammalia; Rodentia; Bathyergidae
Gene: Acot7
Product: acyl-CoA thioesterase 7
Biological process (GO): acyl-CoA metabolic process; fatty acid catabolic process
Cellular component (GO): cytoplasm; cytosol
Molecular function (GO): long-chain fatty acyl-CoA hydrolase activity
Source: RefSeq, a predicted model, not a curated record
CGGUGGUGGAGGCCAGGCCAGGGAGCGUCGGGAGGGAGCUGGGAAACCUCUGUCCCCAGCAUGCAGGAUGAAGCUUGCCAGGGCUGCCGGCCUUGGGCUGCUUGGCAGGCUGGUGGCCUCCAGGGGGCCCAGGGGAAGGCGCGGGGUCUCCAUCCAUGCCACUGGAACCAGCGCCAAGCUCCCACUCCCCAGACUUGCCGUCUUUGGCACCGGAAGGAUCAUGCGGCCAGACGACGCUAAUGUGGCGGGCAACGUCCACGGCGGGACCAUCCUGAAGAUGAUUGAGGAGGCCGGGGCCAUCAUCAGCACCCGGCACUGCAACAGCCAGAAUGGGGAGCGCUGUGUGGCUGCCCUGGCCCGGGUGGAGCGUACCGAUUUCCUGUCGCCCAUGUGCAUCGGUGAGGUGGCACACGUCAGUGCUGAGAUCACCUACACCUCCAGACACUCUGUGGAAGUCCAGGUCCACGUGAUGUCCGAAAACAUCCUCACAGGAACCAAAAAGCUGACCAAUAAGGCCACCCUGUGGUACGUGCCCCUGUCCCUGAAGAAUGUGGACAAAGUCCUCGAGGUGCCUCCUGUUGUGUAUUCCCGCCAGGAGCAGGAGGAGGAGGGCCGGAAGCGGUAUGAAGCCCAGAAACUGGAGCGCAUGGAGACCAAGUGGAGGAACGGGGACAUCGUACAGCCCAUCCUGAAUCCAGAGCCCAACACCGUGAGCUACAGCCAGUCGAGCCUGAUCCACCUGGUGGGGCCCUCGGACUGCACCCUGCAUGGCUUCGUGCAUGGAGGGGUCACCAUGAAGCUCAUGGACGAGGUGGCCGGGAUCGUGGCUGCCCGCCACUGCAAGACCAACAUAGUCACGGCUUCUGUGGACGCCAUUAAUUUUCACGACAAGAUCCGGAAAGGCUGUGUCAUCACCAUCUCGGGCCGCAUGACCUUCACAAGCAACAAGUCCAUGGAGAUCGAGGUGCUGGUGGAUGCCGACCCCGUGGUGGACAACUUGCAGAAGCGCUACCGGGCCGCCAGCGCCUUCUUCACCUACGUGUCGCUGAGCCAGGAGGGCAAGCCGCUGCCUGUGCCGCAGCUGGUGCCCGAGACCGAGGAUGAGAAGAAGCGCUUUGAGGAUGGCAAAGGGCGAUACCUGCAGGUGAAGGCGAAGCGGCAGGCCCAGGUGGAGCCUCAGCCCUAGAAGCCCUCCUCUUGCCACUGGGGCCCGAGCACCUGCAGUGACAGCCCCGUGUCAGUCACUUAGUCACCCCUUGGCCAAACCCCACUGCCCACUGAGAGCUGGUGUUGUGUGAAGUGUCCAUUGACAGUGUUAGCCCACGCCCUGUCCCGAACACCUGUGCACCAAAGCUUUAUUUUAUCCUUCCAGUACAAAUGCUACACAGUAUUGUCCCAGCCGCCGGAGGCGCCCUGGGGACACCUUGUGUAAGGUAUGUCACGAAUCCAGCACCGUUAAUAAAGCUGCUGUUCAGCUGGG